GCGGUGAUGAUAGGAAGGAGCCAUGUGUGGAUGUUGCGGCACAUUGUGGUGCUGUGGUCCUUGAUACUGAGCAUGUUCUUGAACCGGUGCUCCAUGUCCAUACUGCUGUUCUUGUUGCAGGUGUGGGUGAUGCAUUGCAUGGAAUGCUGGUACUUGGUGAUGGUGUUGCAUGGCUUGAGUAGGGACGCAGUAAGGAAGAAAGGAAGUUGAGAAGCGAUAAAGGCGUUGACCACUAUAGCUCGGUCCCUAUUAGGGAUCCGGUUCUAAUAUUGAGUGUAGGGUUGUGGA
Molecule: messenger RNA, 288 nt
Organism: Lobosporangium transversale
Lineage: Eukaryota; Fungi; Mortierellomycota; Mortierellomycetes; Mortierellales; Mortierellaceae
Exons: 1
Coding region: 7-210 (67 amino acids)
Source: RefSeq, a predicted model, not a curated record